CCCCUUACCCAAGCUCUCAAACUUCUCCCUGGCGGUGCGGGCGUAGGCGUCUCGGUCGUGCAGGGCGUAGGGCACGAAGAGCACCCGCUUCACCUUCCCCCCGAGGAAGCUCUGGAUGUGCUGCUGGCAGUGGCCCAGGUACCCCCCUCCGUGCAGGGUGGAGUUGGAGACCAGCAGCAGGCGCCGCGGGCACCCCAUGCCUCGCCCCGGCUUCGGCUCGGCCCGGCCCGGCCCGCCCCUUCCUGCCCCGUGGUGGGGGCCGGGCCUCUCCCCCUGCCCCGGCCCGGCCAUGCUGGACUUCGCCAUCUUCGCCGUUACCUUCCUGCUCGUCCUGGUGGGCGCCGUGCUCUACCUCUACCCGGCAUCUAGGCAAGCAUCGGGUAUCCCCGGGCUAGCUCCGACUGACGAGAAGGACGGCAAUCUGUCAGAUAUCGUAGCUAGCAGAAGUCUGCACGAGUUCCUGGUGAACCUUCAUGAGAAAUAUGGCCCAGUGGUCUCUUUCUGGUUUGGAAGGCGCCUUGUUGUCAGCAUUGGCUCCAUUGAUCUCCUGAAACAACAUAUCAACCCCAACCGGAUAUCGAAUCCCUUCGAAGCAAUAUUGAAAUCCUUCCUGAGGUACCAGCCCAGCCUGAAUGGGGAUACAGGAGAGAGCCACCUGAGGAGAAAGCUGUAUGAAAAUGGUGUGACCAAGUCCCUUCAAAGUAACUUAGCUCUCAUCCAGAAGUUGUCAGAAGAGUUGCUAGCCAAAUGGCUCUCCCUGCCUGAGGCACAACACGUGCCACUCUGCCAACACAUGCUGGGCUUUGCCAUGAAGUCUGUUACGCAGACAGCUAUGGGCAGCAGCUUUGAAGAUGACCGGGAAGUCAUCCGAUUCCGCAGACACCAUGAUGCAAUCUGGUCAGAGAUUGGGAAAGGUUUCUUGGAUGGGUCCCUUGACAAAAACACAACUAGGAAGAAGCUGUAUGAAGAUGCUCUGAAGGAGAUGGAAUCUACCUUAAGGAAAGUCACAAAGGAACGCCGAGGCAGAUCAUUCAACAGGCACGUCUUUAUAGACACUUUGCUGCAGGGGAGCCUGAGUGACCAGCAGAUUCUGGAAGAUACAAUGAUUUUCUCCUUGGCAGGAUGCACAAUUACUGCGAACUUAUGCACCUGGGCAGUCUAUUUCCUGGCAACCUCUGAAGAUGUCCAGCAGAAUCUCUACAAGGAGGUGGACCAUGUUCUGGGGAAGGGACCGAUUACGCAUGAGAAAAUUGAGCAACUCAGAUACUGUCGGCAAGUCCUGUGUGAGACAGUGCGAACAGCAAAGCUUACUCCCAUUGCUGCACAGCUGCAGGAGCUGGAGGGCAGAGUUGACCAACAUACUAUCCCCAAAGAGACACUUGUACUUUAUGCUCUUGGUGUGAUGCUGCAGGAUAGUUCAUCUUGGCUGUCACCAUACAAAUUUGACCCAGAGAGAUUCAAUGAGGAAUCAGCCAUGAAAACCUUUCCUUGUUGGGUUUCUCAGGAAGCCAGGAGUGCCCAGAGUUGAGGUUUGCUUAUAUGGUGGCUACAGUUCUGCUCAGUGUCUAGUAAGGAAAACUGUACCUUCACCCAGUGAAAGGACAAGUCAUGGAGACCAAAUAUGAGCUGGUAACCCACACCGAAGGAGGAAGCCUGGAUUACGGUGUCUAAGAGAAGCUAAGAACAAGCAAAACAAGGGUCUGAAAGUACCAGUAGUGAAGUUCUGGGCAAGAGUCUUAAAAGGAAUUAUGCUGGCUAGCAUAAGGACACAGCCAGGGAAUUUACAUGCAGAUUUGUGUUACCUUUCCACGUUCUUAACCACAUACCUUGGGUACUUUUUCUAACUCAACGAAUAGUCAUAUUAAAGUAGAUUUAAUCUGUA
Molecule: messenger RNA, 1882 nt
Organism: Cygnus olor (mute swan)
Lineage: Eukaryota; Metazoa; Chordata; Aves; Anseriformes; Anatidae
Product: cytochrome P450 20A1
Exons: 14
Coding region: 116-1528 (470 amino acids)
Cellular component (GO): membrane
Molecular function (GO): iron ion binding; monooxygenase activity; heme binding
Source: RefSeq, a predicted model, not a curated record